AGUGUGACUUUUGGACUUUUUCGGCUACUGUAGGAGAUCCCCUUUCCCCAGUAUUUCUAACCCUACAGCAUGGAUGUGCCCACCAAGUUUAGCUCGGUGUUUCACAGCUGUUUUCUCGGUGCCUUGGGAUAAGCAGUCGUCUUGUUUCUGUAACUCAUCUGGACACCAUGUUCACCACCACCGGCUCUCGGGGCCUCUACAAGGCUCCUCUGUCCAAAGGCCUCCUGCUGGUGCUCAGCGGGCUCACUGUCAUGCUUACUCUGCUGCCACGGUAUCAAGAGCUCUUCAUUUACAACCUGCAUGCUAUCACACAGCAGCACCAGGUGUGGAGGAUGGUUUGUGGAAGGCUGAUUUGUCUGGACCUGAAGGACACCUUCUGUAGCAGCCUGCUCAUCUACAACUUCCGCAUCUUUGAGAGGAGGUUCGGUACCAGGAAGUUUGCUUCCUUCCUGCUGGGCACCUGGUUUCUGUCUGCACUGAUGGACGUCCUGCUGGCCCAGGCUUUCCACUUUCUGUUUGACUAUGAGGUGGAGGAGCUGCCCGCAGGACUGUUGUCUCCAGUCUUCUCUUUGUUUGUGCCUUUCUAUCUGACAAUCCCGAGGAUGCCAGUCACACAGAUUCUCGGCCACAUCCCCAUCACAAGCAAGUCUCUGGUCUACAUAGUAGGACUACAGUUGCUGACCUCCAGUCCCUUCAUGUGGCUUAUAGCUCUCAGUGGACUGAUCUCGGGUGGGCUCUACCACUGUAAUGUCUUCAAGCUGCAGCGGCUCCUCUUUAUGCCCGCCUGGUUGUCUCGUAUCGGGCGGUACAUGCUGGAGCCCCUCUUCUCAGGCCCCCAGCCCAGUGGUGAGACCCCCUUGGGGAUGGGUGCCACUCUGGACAUCCAGAGGCAGCAGAGGAUGGAGCUGCUGGACCAGCAGCUGCUGCUGGCCCAAUACAACGAGGCCAGGAGGCACGCCAGACAUCAGCCACAGGCUGGUUUGUUAGACUGGGCCAGGUUGUUUCCCUCGCUGAGACACCGAGGACAGAACCGACCCCCUGCACAGCCCCGCCCACAGGGUCAGACACAGCCCCCCCCUCAGCCUCCACUGCUGGACAACUCUCCUGUUGCAGAGGAGCAGGUUGCCAGGUUAGUGGAAAUGGGUUUCUCCAGGAUUGAUGCCCUAGAGGCUCUGAGAGCUUCAAACAAUGACAUCAACAUGGCAACCAACUUCCUCUUGCAACACUGAGAGCUCAGUGAGGAACAUGGAGAGGUAGAUGAAGAUACAGAGAGGAGGGGCAGAGGGCCAACCAUAGAGAACGAGAAAAUGCUGGUGUGAGAGAAAGACAGUGAAGGAUGAAGACAAGGGGAGAAGACAAAAUGGUGUUGGUACAGAACAUCCGAAAGGCGUAUUUCCCUGCUGACUGGAGCAGUGACCCAAUCUGAACUGACCCUGCUGGCACUGUGAUUGCUCAGUAGGUGUGAAGCACAAAGAAGUUUGAAGAAGUUUGCGUCAUAGCUUGGCAUUGCAGUGCGAAACAGGCCUCGUUGCUCUGAGCCGACGAGUUUGACCCUAAAACUCCAAAGGGUUUUUCUACAAGAAACCAAACAGGCCAGAGAUCCCAGAAGACAGAGGAAUUUCUCCAAAAACAAAUCGGACACCGAAGCACAGGAAUCAGAGAGCCCAUAUUCCCAUCACCCUAUGGAUACCAACUCAUACCUAUAUGAAGUAGAAUAUUAAUGUAGCCCACUGUCACACGCUAUGCUUCUACUCCUAACAUGGCUACAGUGGAACCAGCGUCUUUCAUGACGUCAGUGAGGAAGAGGACUUAUUUAUUUGUUACCAGGUUUUCAUUUCACGAUGGACAAGGCAAUGAGCUUUCUUUAUAGAAUGAUCAUCCUCAGGGUCAUCCACUCCAGGAAAGUAUUUUUCUUUCUUUCAUCUACACUGUAAUGAAGGAUAAGGGGAACACACAGAGGACGAUGGAAGAGGCAGGCGGCACGGCUGGGUGUAAUUCCAGCGGUCUCAACAUAGCCCCAGCAUUAAUAAGCAGUGAAUCUAUGAAGAUGCCGAUGUACCACUUUAGCAGAAAUAUGACGCUGCUUUGUCAUGUCGUCAGUGAGCUCAACCGUGGCAUUUCUUUUACCCUGCAAGCCUGUCAUUGUUAAUGGAGAUGGGACAAGGCUGUUUGGGGUGACAUAGGACAGGUGGGCUAUCUCAGGGUUAGUGGGGCGACUACUUCUCUUAAGGACCAUGAUGCUUUCAGCUCAACACGUGUUGCACACACACAGACGUACAGUGGGCCUACUACCCUAGGCCUUGGAAGAGGUCAUGUUUCACACACAGCAAGCCCUCAACUUUCAUGUUUCAUCAUCCUCGCUGACAGACACACACACACUCCUUAAGGUUUUAUUUGUUGGAACUGAACUGAGUCAAGUCCUUUUCUGCCAGCACACAAAUGUCAUGUCAUGUCAUGAAUCAUCUGAAGUUUUAAGAGUCAAAUGAUAUGCAACCCCAGGACAAGAGAGAAAUAUGGAGACUGUGCAGCGUACAGUAACUACUUUGUGUAUAUUAACAUAUAUAUGUGCAAGAGAAGUAAUGUGUGCAACCACAAUGUAUUGAUAUUCAAAGACAGAUGUUUUAUAUUUUGUGCAUAAUAUUGAUGAUAAUAUAUGACAACUGAUUUGAGUCUGCCGUUUGUGUGUAUGUUAUAAAGAGUGAUUACAUUAAGUACAUGGGUGUGAUGAAGCAGCUGCUGCAUGGACAACUUUCCUCUCAUGAGCUGUAGUAAAUCUUGAUUGAGCUGUGGAAUAAACCAAUUUGCUGACUAAUUUA
Molecule: messenger RNA, 2816 nt
Organism: Myripristis murdjan (pinecone soldierfish)
Lineage: Eukaryota; Metazoa; Chordata; Actinopteri; Holocentriformes; Holocentridae
Gene: ubac2
Product: UBA domain containing 2
Exons: 10
Coding region: 168-1229 (353 amino acids)
Molecular function (GO): serine-type endopeptidase activity; protein binding
Source: RefSeq, a predicted model, not a curated record